Pararge aegeria (speckled wood butterfly) is the source of this 3888-nucleotide messenger RNA. RefSeq names its product regulator of G-protein signaling loco (gene loco). The coding region runs from base 169 to 3888 and encodes 1239 amino acids. Lineage: Eukaryota; Metazoa; Arthropoda; Insecta; Lepidoptera; Nymphalidae. The transcript has 13 exons. Gene Ontology annotation, biological process: signal transduction. Gene Ontology annotation, molecular function: GTPase activator activity; protein binding. The record is from RefSeq and is a predicted model, not a curated record.
UUGAGGAGACCUCGAAACUUUCUUGCAACUUUUAAAUUCUUGUUUUUCUAGUUUUCCUGACUUUGAAUAAUCGUUUGGUGCAAGUAGUUCUAUAAUAGACAUAGUGUUUAAGUGAAAAAAUGUGUGGAGUUUUGGCGUUCACGCAGUUUUGCCUGUGAAAAGUUACGUAUGAUGGUGCCUCAACAACAGCGGCGAAGACGUCGCAGGGCAGCUUUAUCUAGAACUGCGGAGCGGCGAGUUGUGGUUGUAAGAGGCGCUGGUGGGUUUGGGUUCACUAUAGCGGGGCAAAGGCCUUGCGUCGUGUCUGCAGUAGCUGCAAAUGGGCCGGCGGAGCGGGCUGGGUUACGUGCUGGAGACGCGUUACUUGCAGUGGAUGGAGCGAGCGUAGCUAGGGCUCCUCAUGCCUCGGUAGCGCGGCUAGUCGCAUCAGCACCUGGGCCGAUAGCGUUGAGCGUGGCGCCAAGAGAGUCCCCGCCUACUGAUACUGAGGACACAGAGCCCGAAGAGAGGGCUAGGACUCGAAGGAGGUACCCGCCGCCUCGUCGGAGGCCCCAGCCGGCUAUGCUGCAUCAUCCAGGUUGUCACGCAGCGCCAAGUACUUCCGGAGUUAAUGAGAUUCUUCAAAACUUAAGUCGAGCUCAGCUUACCCCGAACCACCUUGCACGUCUUGAAUGCCGCGCUGUAGUUGGAUACCUGGGCACUAUAGAAACACCCCAAGCGGCUCCUAACGCUGCUCCGGGCAACGUGAGGAAUGCUGUAAGAAAGUUAAGACAGGAAAGAAGGACGGCUGCACCUGUAUUGCUAUCUGUUCUUCCUAACGCGCUGCUUCUACGCCGUUCGAACGCCCAAAUACUUGCUCAAUAUCAAAGAGAGAGGAUACUGUAUGCUGGGUGCGGAUCCGAUGCUGAUAGACGAUUUUUUGGACUAGUAACGGCUGCUGAAAUUACCGAUUUAGAAGUUGAAGCAUCACACAGUUGCCACGUCUUCGCCGUAGACCCAAGAAUGGCGGAACAUGACGUCCACAUCACAAGAGCGCGAGAGUUCCAAAUCGCUUGCACUAGAGACCCAGUUGCGGAGAGAUGUCUGGAGUUCCCACCUUCCGCGGAAUAUGUCGUAGGCGUGGUAAGAGGAAUGUAUUCCUUGCCACCGGAUGACUGUUCUAGUCCUUCUAUACAGCAGAUAUCGAAACUAGCCAUUAAAAGCGACAGCCCAGCACUUGGCAACUUCUCCAGGUGUAACAGACCAGUGUUCCGCGCCCCUAGAGACCGUAGAGCCUGCAGACACGAAGAAGCUAGAGUAGACCCACCGGAUUUCGUCGCGAACUCCCCACAACCAAGCAACCAUAGUGAAGUGACAACCACGUCGAGUAACAGUGAUUCUGGUAUCGGUUUUCACAACGACUGUCGGAACAUCGCAGAUAGGAUAUUGGUUGUUGAUUUCGCUGGACAGCAGCCGGCGCCGGGUCGGUUCCGGCAAGAAAUACCUCGAAGACCUAUGGGUCUAGUCGGAUGUAGCAGUUUCGACGCCGAUGGAACGUUCCUCUCCAACACCACUCCAGUAGUAGACGGUUUUGGUGGUCAAGGCAGACCCUUAAAUUUGGACGAUGUAAUCCUCAACGCGAACGAUUUACCACGCCACGUCAGUUUAAGAAACGAUGAAGAUACCUACAACUACAAUAACAUUUAUGGCAACGUUCCAUCCGGUUCUAGAAGUUUCAACGGUGCGGUCUACGACCAAGUUUACACUGAAAAUGAGGGGCAUUACGAGUUCAUUCCGCCCCAAUUGGAAAUGGAUGAGGUAGACAGAGUUGCGGAAACAUUUAACUCCGUGGAAAUCUACGAGGAAAGACAGCGUCGUUUCGAUUACCAAUCCAACGAGUCUGUGGAAAAUGUUACCGUUAUUUCUGGUACAAGUAAAGCGAGUGUGGAUUCAGUAUCGGUUUACUCGUCCCGGAGUCACGAGGAGGCCAGGCCGUCUAGACGACGGCACUUGCAAGCCUCGUUGGACGACAUGCUGGUCAUAGGACUAAGAGAUCCACCUCCCCAAAGAAAUAAAGAUGAUGAUAAAUUCCUGCACCCGGGGAGUGUUAAAUGCAAGGUCCGCAAAUCUCGACCGCUGAACAUUCUCUCCAAGACUAGAUACAUGCUCACUGGGAAGACAGAUCGGGAGAAGAAAGAGAGAGAAGAGAAAUCGGAGAGACGGAGAGCUAUCAGCGCCAGUGCCGGGGACGUGUCCGGGGUCGGGGAGGGCUUAGCCGCUGAAGGAGUGCCACUCGCAGCCAGCGAGCCCGACCUGAGAGAUUCACAGAGCGAACAGACGUCGCCGUUCCGCCGUUGGACGACAGGCAGUGGCGCCGGCUCCUCCUACCGCCAUCACGAAAACCGCGGCAUCUACAACAAGCAAAUGAGUGAGGGCACGCCUCCGUUGGCGCCCAGCAACAACGGCAGCUGCGGUGGCGUUGCGCGCUGGUCACUAGGACUUGAGCAGCUGCUGGCGGACCCCUCCGGCGCCGCGGCCUUCGCGCACUUCCUGGCGCAGGAAUUCGCCGCCGAGAACAUUCGGUUCUGGUGGGCAUGCGAGCAGUACAGGACCUGCGAGGAUGAUGACAGGAGGUCGGCGCUGGCAGCUGAGAUCUGGCAGACGCACCUAGCCGAGGGUGCCUCGGAGCCCGUCAACGUGGACGCAGCUCCGAAACGCGCGGCGGCGCAACGUUUGCACCAGGUUCCUCCGCCCCAGGAUCUGUUCCUACAGGCACAGAAGCACAUCUUCAACGUGAUGAAGUUCGACAGCUACCCGCGCUUCCUGCGCUCCGAAGUGCAUGCGAAGUGCGCACGCGCAGACCUGCGCGGCCUGUCGCCCCCCUACACGCCGCAGUCGCCCCACCCCGAUACCCCCAAGUUGAAGAAGUCGGCGUCCAACGCGUCCGACAGGCGGCGCAGCGGCGCGUCUCUGUUGCCGUGGAAGGCCCGCGCCGCUUCCCGGGACCGCACAAACUCAGCCAAUUACGCCAACUCCGCCAACUCCGCCAUCUCCGCCGCUGAAGAAAACGAAGCGGUGAAGUCGAGUCAGACAGCGAACGGACAGUGUCUGUGGUCGGGUAACGCGGCUCUGUGUCGCGUGGUGUUGCCCGACGGUGCAACCUCGGUGGUGGGUGUGUCGCCCGACGUGACCGUGCGCCGCCUGGUGGACCGCCUGUUGCAGCGGCGCAACCUGGUGUGCACCACCUACGAUGUCAUUGUCAAGGACACCAAUCAGGGCUCGUCGCGCGCGGUGGACGCGGGGCUGGCGUCCACGGCGCUGGGCGGGCGCUGCGCGGCGGUGGAGCGGCGCUGCGUGGUGCGCGUGCAGGUGGCGGGGCGCGCCGUGGCCGUGCGCUGCCGGCCCGCGCGCCGCCUGCGCCACGUGCUGCGCCCCGUGCUGCAGCGCUACUGCCCGCCGCGCAGCGCGCACCACACGGCGCUGCUCGGCGCCACGCCGCUGCACCCCGACACGCUCGUGCAGGAGUUGGACGGUGCUCGCAUUCAAAUAGUGGAAGUGUCGAACGCGGCCGGCGUGCCGCCGUCCGCCGUGCUCGUCACUCCCGAGGCGAGGGAGCGAGACGACGACACCGACUCGCUGAGCGAUGUGGCCUUGAGGAUACACGACGACAAUAACGACGACGCGCAGAGCACCAGUCGAAGCAGUGUGUCCAGCACUUCCAGUAUUUCCGCCGACGGGGGGCAAAGCGCCCGCGUGCGAGCGGCACUCCGCCCCGGGCACCCGUUGCAUCACCACCCACCAGAUUUCCUAGAUAACCUGCGUGAAACGCAAAGACAAAGGCUGCAGCCGCGGACCCCCCCACCACUCCCCCCCAAACCGCCUCAACGAUCUGCGCCCACCGUCGUCUGA